Messenger RNA from Limulus polyphemus (Atlantic horseshoe crab), 357 nucleotides. Its product is annotated as 110 kDa antigen-like. The transcript has a single exon. The coding region runs from base 1 to 357 and encodes 118 amino acids. The record is from RefSeq and is a predicted model, not a curated record. Lineage: Eukaryota; Metazoa; Arthropoda; Merostomata; Xiphosura; Limulidae.
AUGAACUUUAAUGUAAAACCAGAGCACGUGGAUUAUUCUAUAGAACCAGAGCACGUGGAUUAUUCUAUAGAACCAGAGCACGUGGAUUAUUCUAUAGAACCAGAGCACGUGGAUUAUUCUAUAGAACCAGAGCACGUGGAUUAUUCUAUAGAACCAGAGCACGUGGAGUUUUCUAUAGAACCAGAGAACGUGGAGUUUUCUAUAGAACCAGAGAACGUGGAGUUUUCUAUAGAACCAGAGAACGUGGAGUUUUCUAUAGAACCAGAGCACGCGGAGUUUUCUAUAGAACUAGAGCACGCGGAGUUUUCUAUAGAACCAGAGCACGUGGAUUAUUCUAUAGAACCAGAGCAGGCGUAA